Molecule: messenger RNA, 2052 nt
Organism: Nothobranchius furzeri (turquoise killifish)
Lineage: Eukaryota; Metazoa; Chordata; Actinopteri; Cyprinodontiformes; Nothobranchiidae
Source: RefSeq, a predicted model, not a curated record
UAUAAGUCUUCCCACCCCCUUUUGCACAUCUUAACCUUUGGAGCAAACAGCAGUACCCACAGCAGUUCAUAACUUCACCAUGAGAAUGAAGACAAGGAUGCUGGUGCUGCUCUUGGCUGCAGUUUGUGUGUCGGACGCUCAAAGCAGCAACAGCAGCAUUGAUACCAAACAGCAGCAGCAACAGAGCGUCUGGGAUGAGCCCCUAAGAUUCAGCACCAAGACCAAAGACUCAUGCGCCAUGGUGGUGUCUACAGCUGGGAACUACACUCGCCUGCGUGUGUCCUGCAGAAGUCCAAGCCAGACCACAGGACGGUCUUACUACUGCGACUUCCAGGGUAAACCCAACCUGUGCCCUGCCUACAAUGUCAACCCUCGCCACUACUUCACCCAAAUGAUGUGGGAGUUGAGGAAACUAAAGAAUGCCUGUCAGGGUGCAAAAAUCUACCAUCCGCAUAUGUGCAGAAAAUCUCCAGAUGAGGUCCAAAUGACUUUCCUGACCUCUUGGCCCAAGACUACUGCCCCCAAGCCUUCCAAAGAGCAUCCUAAACCAGUGGUGCAAGUGCAGCCAAAGGCCAUCGCUACUCCUAAACCGGUGAAGACCCAGCCUCAGCCCAGUAAGCCGUUGACAGGCAAGAGACCCCCGAGCAGGAGACCCACUCCCAAGACUGGGAAGACCACUGCACGCCCCACAGAGGAGCUGGAGUCUGGCGCCUCCCGCCUCGCCACUGAGUACUGCUGGAAUAGCUUCCACGGCAUCUGCAGCUAUUUAAUCAGCUGGUUCCAAAAAUUUUUUCUGCUACAAGACCAGAUGCUGCUGUUGAAGUCUUCCCCUCUCUGGUUGCUGGUGGCCUUCCUCCUCCAGCAAGUCUCUGCCGCAGGCUCAGGAGCGCAGCAGCACCAGGGGAGGUUCUCCAGCAGCAAUAAGAAGAUGCAGUGCACGUGGAACGCACGAGACGCACGAGACUCGGUGAAUCUUCGAGUCAAAUGUGAGAAUCAAGAGGCCCGGGUCAGCGGCGGAAUCACCGACAUCAGCUGCGAAUACACUGGGAGACCCGAGAGCUGCCAGGAGUACCACUCCAAUCCCAAAGGCUUCUGGAAACAAGUGGCACGCGCGCUUAAAAAGCUCCAGGGCAGGCUGUGCGGCGACGAGCGUGCGCUAGUCAGAACUGGCAUGUGCAAGCGCGCACCGAAAGAUGCGCACUUUACAUUGGACGUAAACAGCUCGCUGUUCUCCUCUCAGUCCGGAAAACCGGAGUCUCCCACCCAGCUGCCGUCUCCAAGCUUCACGUCCGCGGCUCCGACGGCCUGCACGAGUCGCGCGGACCACCGGGAAACAGCCGAGGAGUUGUGCAGCAGCGCGUGGGCCAGCGUGUGCUCGUUCUUCCUGUCCAUGGUGCAGAGGGACGACUGCUAGCUCAGGGCCAGAGAAAGUGUGACUAAUCAUAAAUGAUGGUUCAGUGCGCUCUAUAACCUCAGGUGCUUCUCAGUUUAUUUACAUCAUGUUUUGUUAUUUAUGAUCUUUUAGGAGAUCCUCACAUAACCAACGUUCCAGACUGCUUAUAUAUUCUUACAGAUUACUGUCAAAAUGAGCCUUUUAGUAGAAUGUAAACCAGAGGGAAAUGGGAAAAAUCACAUGUUCUUAUUCUACAAUAAGAUUUAUUUUGAUACAAGGAACCUUUUUGCUGCUGUUUAAAGUUUUUGUUAACAUAUUUUUACUGACAAAAAUGGAUGCAAAUAUUUAUUCUCAGGUCACCCAUUUUUAUUGUAUCUGAUAGUAUCUCACUCUGCUUUAGUUUUUCACAUUUGUUUUUUAUUUUACUCUUUGGUUGGUUUAUUAUCAAGUGAUGUAUUUUCUUUAACCACUUACAUGUUUUAUUUAUGCAUCAACAAAUAAAAUAUUUCUAUUAUUUCUCUGUUUGUCAGAUCAAUUAAAAUGCAGUUGAGCACCAAGUUUAACUUUUUCUUGAGAUAUUUUAACAAAUUGUACUCAUUCAGAUUUUUGUUGAUAAGCUACUUCCUGUUUACCGAAUUUAAAUAAACUCGGAAGAUGGA